Molecule: messenger RNA, 1849 nt
Organism: Lecanosticta acicola
Lineage: Eukaryota; Fungi; Ascomycota; Dothideomycetes; Mycosphaerellales; Mycosphaerellaceae
Source: the annotation of a GenBank genome assembly
AUGCCACCUUGGAAUCAAGUCUCACUGCCAGGGGACGCCUGGAACACAGCACCUGUACCGGACCAUAGCACCGUGAUGCAGGCUUCUGGCAGCGACUGGUCCUCCCAUGGCCACGCUGUGACGGCCCAGGACUUACAGGCCCUUGAAGCCUCGUCCUGGUUGAAUGUGCCCCACGGUUCUGUAGAUAUGGGUUUGUCCCCUGUUCUGAGCCAAGAGAGCCAGAGCACGCAUACCCUCAACACCAUUUCCGAGCCGGAAGUUCCCCUGCUGCCGCCAGGCUUGGACCUAUCUUUUAUCAGCGAACCCAGCUGGGAUGUUUCGGGACCUGUUGUCUAUUCUAGCUCCCAUGUGCCUCAGGAUUGUUCUCCCAGCUUUGUGGCAUCUUCAGUCCAGACUCCGUGUGGUCACUCCCUUGGCCAAUUUCCAGGGUACGGUGUCCCCCAGUCAGCCGCUUGUGGCCCUCAUCAACCCAUGUACCCCUUCCAAGGCGGACAGGUUCCAUGCCCAAGGAGGUCUGCUUCUGAUCCAGCCCUUGCCCAAAGGAGGCCAUUGUUACCCAGGACCGACGCGCAGGGCCAGUAUGCUGUGCACCAGCCACAGAUCGCUGCUGGUCGCCCAGGAUCUACUGCCAGCGUAAGUACUUCGCAAGGCCAGAUGCAGGAGACCGUCAUGCCAGCAUCGUUGUCGCGACAGUCGUCAGGAUCUGUUGCAACUUACUCCAGGAUGAGCCCGCCUGCUCGGACUGUCUUGAGUCCUCGGCUGGAAACCGCGCCUCAGGCCAAGGGACCCGCCACUAGUAUGGUAGAAUCUGCCGCAGAGGACUUCAGCAGUUUCAUCCGGUAUGACCAGGAUGAUAAACUGGCACCCGGUCCCAUGAGGUUAGAUUCAUUAGAGACGCGGUCGUUUCGUCGCAAUACUAAUGUAUUGUGUAGCUAUGGCCCUAGCACUUACGUGUCUGCGCCAUCGCAAGUCGGGCCCACUAGAGACGUAAAGGCCCACAGUGAAUCUGGCCCGCCCCAGGCCUCAUCUACUGCUUCUAGCGAGAUGGACGAAGGUCGUCAUAGGACCCAUCACCUGUACAAUGAAGGCCCAAAGGCCGACGGACUGUACCACUGCCCUUUCAAGACCGACCCUAGCUGCGGCCACAAGCCAACUAAGCUGAAGUGCAACUAUGAGUAUGAUGACCCACCCUCUCUGCUCAUUACACUACCCAUGGCUGCAUGCAACAAUCGCUGACACCUCGUGUAGCAAGUUCAUUGACUCGCACUUGAAGCCAUUCCGCUGCAAGGUCGAGGCCUGCUCCAAGCAGGAGUUCUCUUCUACCGCAUGUCUCCUUCGACAUGAGAGAGAGGCCCAUGGCAUGCACGGACAUGGUGACCGUCCACAUCUCUGCUUUUAUCCCGGCUGCGAGCGUGGUAUACCUGGCAAUGGUUUCCCCAGGAGGUACAAUUUGUUCGAUCAUAUGAAGCGUGUCCACGACCACCAGGAUGAGCGAUCUCAAAGUUUCCGCGCCCCGGAGUCUCGGGGCAAGGCCGCCGGCCGCAAAAGGAAAGCCGGUGCUGCAAGCCAUGAGGCUGCUGCCCAGCGACAAAAGGUACAGCAUGUGCAGCAACCUACACCUUCCAGGACCAUGUCUCCAGGCGGAUUCGCUCAGCAAGCUCCCAUGUUCCAGGAGCCACGCCACGACCCGCUUAGGCAGAGACAGAUCUACUCACAGUGGAACAACCAGCCAGAGCUUUUGGAAUUCCAGCAGAACAGCCUCCGGCCUGAUGAUGAGGCUAGCUUCCAGUACUUCAGCCAGAAUGUUGACGACCUGCGACAUCUUUCGCAUGAAGCUAGGCAAGGCUGA